Messenger RNA from Tuber melanosporum (Perigord truffle), 3105 nucleotides. RefSeq lists its product as uncharacterized. The coding region runs from base 192 to 2897 and encodes 901 amino acids. Gene Ontology annotation, cellular component: endoplasmic reticulum; membrane. Lineage: Eukaryota; Fungi; Ascomycota; Pezizomycetes; Pezizales; Tuberaceae. The record is from RefSeq and is a predicted model, not a curated record. Gene Ontology annotation, biological process: carbohydrate metabolic process; mannose trimming involved in glycoprotein ERAD pathway; endoplasmic reticulum mannose trimming. Gene Ontology annotation, molecular function: calcium ion binding; mannosyl-oligosaccharide 1,2-alpha-mannosidase activity. The transcript is spliced from 6 exons.
AUGAUAGCCCAUCUCCAUGGCCUCUCAUCCGCCCCUGAGAGCAAAACAAUAUCUCUCAAUACUUAUCCUCCUUCAAUGUUUAACAGCAGUCCUGUGCAUGACCCCUUCCCGAAAACUCGCGCUCCGGGAAGAGGCUCGCGUGAGCUUCCGCCACGGGUGGGAAAACUACAUGAUGCGGGCCUUUCCUCAAGAUGAGGCUGCCCCUGUCGUGCGCUCCUCAUUACCGCGACCGGGAUAACCCGAACAACAUCGGCCGUAACGACGCAAUGGGGGAGUUCUCCCUCACCGCUAUCGACACGCUUAGCUCUCUUGCCCUGAUGUCGGAUAGUAGUGAUCUUGAUGCGGAGAGGUUUUGGGAAACGGUUGGGGAGGUGGUGAGGAUUUAUUGGUACAAUGAGCCGAAGGAGUGCGAUAUGGUUAUCGAGAAUUGUGGCGAGAAGACCAGUUCUUGGGGCAGGUUCCAUAAUAGGAGUCGGGAGUCUCGGGGGUUUGAUAUUGAUGCUAAGGUUCAGGUGUUUGAAACAACCAUCAGAAUUUUGGGAGGAUUACUGUCCGCUCACCUUUUCGCUACCCGGUCGUUGGCUUCAUUACCUGUUGGUGUACAGCCAAAGUAUGAGUAUAAAGAUGAGCUUCUAGAUUUAGCCUAUGAUUUGGGCCUUCGGCUACUCCCCGCUCUUACGGAAUCUCCCACCGGCCUUCCUUACCCCCGGAUUAACCUUCGGUACGGGAGUGUGAAGGAAGCAGCUUCGGACGAGAUUACCGAGACUUGCACCGCCGGCGCCGGUUCGUUGGUAUUGGAAUUUACAACCCUAUCGCAGCUAACCGGAGAUCUUCAGUUCCAAGAAGCAGCGAAAAGGGCGUUCGAGGCGGUUUGGAACCGACGAAGCGAUUUAGGAUUAUUUGGCGGUGGAGUGGACGCUGAAAGUGGACUCUGGAACGGACCUGUCGGAGGUGUGGGUGCCGGAAUGGACAGCUUUUUUGAAUACGCAUUCAAGGCUUUUGUCUUAUUCGCUGGAGACGAAUUCGGCGAGGAUUCGUGGUUUUGGAAAGUUUGGGAGCAAAGUAGUGAGGCUGUCAGGACGCAUAUGAGAAUGGAAAUCCCGACUAUGUGGUGGAGUAAUGUCCACCUCGGCACUGGUGCCCCUGUGCAGGGCGCAUCGUCGUGGACGGAUUCACUCAGCGCAUUUUGGCCAGGAUUAUUGGCUGCUAGUGGAGAGAUUGAGGAAGCCACUAGAGGAAAUAUGUUCUACUCUGCAUUGUGGAGUAGGUUUUCGGCAUUGCCGGAGAGAUGGAAUUUUAGGACUGGGUCGGUAGAAGGGGGUUUGGGUUGGUAUCCGGGACGACCGGAGUUCGCUGAGAGUACCUAUAUGCUAUACCGGGCUACGAAAGACCCUUGGUACUUGUAUGUUGGAGAAAUGAUUAUGAGGGAUCUUAAAAGGAGAUGCUGGGGAAAAUGCGGAUGGGCGGGGCUGCAGGAUGUAAAGACGGGCGAAAGGCAAGACAGGAUGGAGAGCUUUUGGCUAGGGGAGACGUGGACCUAUUUAUUCCUAUUAUUUGAUGAAGACCACCCACUUCACAAAGGAGACGAUCCAUGGGUAUUCACAACAGAGGGACACCCUAUAAUCCUCCCCAAGUCCAAGCACCGGAUUCGGUCGCCAGGAACCUAUCCUGCGCCACCAUUGUCCUGUCCCAAUCCAGCCCCAACAUCAAUCCCUUUCUUCUCCACCACAGCUUCUCGUCCCGAUGUUUUCCAUGCCUCGCACUUUACCAGGCUUCAUCUCCUCCCAAAGACUCCUCCGACAAAAUUAUCACCUCUGCAACCGUCGGAUCUCGACAUCUAUGCAGAAAACUCAUACUUUUGGUCGCCCUCCAAUUCAACCUUUUACCCCUGGACUCUCCCUCCGUAUCUUGUUUCCCCGGAUUCCAUCUGCUCACGCUUACCAGCCCUUGAUUCCUUCGAUCUCAUAUUUCCGCAACCUAAAGCACGACUCUCAUCCGCUUCUGGCUCCAGCGACAUUUUCGGCGCAACCACUGCCGGUAUAGUAAAACGAGUACAAGGCGGUAUCAGUAUUUCCGGUAGCAUGCGUGGGGUCCGUAUGGGGAUGACAAACGAACAUGGAAUCCUCCGCAUAACCAAUAUAGGCGGAACCUCCUUGGGCAAAAGCGAGAUUGUAUUUCUGGAGGACAAAGUGAUCGAUAAGAGUGGUGCGACGAUGGACCCCAACUUCCAAAUUGUGCUUGAUCACGAAUACGUGGACUUGCUCAUUCAGUAUGCGGACGACAUCCGUGCUGCCAAACGCGAAGAGGAGUUGAAGCAAGUGCCGAUCAUUCCAGAGACCAAGACGGCGCUUGGAGAAUUGCUCAGCAGGCUGGGGUUUACCAGCCUCGAGACUCAACUUAACGAUUUGCUUAGCUUAUACAAUGAUGACGACGACCGCGGUGACGAAGCAACCCCAACAAGCACGAGCUCUCCACGAUUACACGCUUUCGCCGGGAUCAUUCCUACAGGCAUAGGCGCAGUGGACAUUCCAACCACAACACCAGUAUUCACAAAUAUCUACACACUCAGAAACCCCGCCUGCACACCCAUCCAACCUAACGGCAUUCCGAAAACCGCACAGGUUCUCAUAGUUCCCCGUGGCACCUGCGCCUUCUCCCAAAAGCUCCAGCACGUACCGAGUUUUAUUCGUCUGGUGAUAUUCCUGGAUAAGAGCGCCUCGGCACCACAGGACCUCGUUCGGCCAUUGUUGGAUAAAGAGAACGAAUAUGGCACCGUAGCGGUUAUGGUGGCCGGUGGUGGCAAGGGGUGGGAGCGGGAGGUAGGGAGUCUGACGUUGAGGAGGAGGUGGAGUGUCUGGGUUAAGGAUAUCAGAGUGGGUAAUGUUGUAGUUUUGUAGAAUGGGAAUUGGUGUUUGGAGUUUUUGUAUUACUUUUUCCUUUAUUCCGCGAUCAAAUGGGGGUAGAUAGUCAUGUAUGAGGGUGGGUUCGUGUUAUUUGAUAGAAUGAUACCGUGGCAGUUUGUAUGUUAGUGGGGUAGCUUAUGUACUGUACGACAGGCUCACGUUAGGUUUCUCGAGUAACCUUUAAUGAUCCAAUCAAGAUUCG